Molecule: messenger RNA, 1980 nt
Organism: Ricinus communis (castor bean)
Lineage: Eukaryota; Viridiplantae; Streptophyta; Magnoliopsida; Malpighiales; Euphorbiaceae
Product: protein NODULATION SIGNALING PATHWAY 1
Exons: 1
Coding region: 250-1896 (548 amino acids)
Biological process (GO): regulation of DNA-templated transcription
Cellular component (GO): nucleus
Molecular function (GO): sequence-specific DNA binding; DNA-binding transcription factor activity
Source: RefSeq, a predicted model, not a curated record
CAUAAAAAUGGCUUAAAGAAAAACAUCACAUCCUCCAAAUGAACAGCACACCAAACACCUAAAAUAUGCUCUCUACCGUCUCCUUCCAAAAAAAAACGUAGCUACCCUUUUCAAUAUUUUAUGCAUUUCAAGAAACAUUAAAGUCUUGAAAAGAAUGCUCUUUGUUCUCUUAUCUCUUUUCCUUUUUUUUUUUUUCGUUCAAAGGACAAGCUUAAAUUUGUUUCUGUCUUCUUUUCUAUCAAGCACAGAAUGACUAUUGGAGAACCGGAGCCAAACCACAUCUCAGAUCACAUAUUGGAUUGGUUAGAAGAUUCAGUAUCAUUCCUACCAUCAUUCUUGGAUGAUCCUUACAACUCAGGCGGUAUCAGUAAUUAUCAAUGGUGGAAUCAAACUGAAGGAAUCUGCCAAGACCCCAUCAACAGCAAUACCAGUCUUAGCAGCAGCAGCACCAUCACAGCAAACACCAAUACCACAAGUCCUCUAGCAACAAAUGAUCACACCAUCGAUCAUCAACCACCUUCCAAUUCAACUAGUAAACGAGAAGCCCCUGAUGACCCAGUUCCUAAGGCAUCCCAGAAUCAUCAUCAAAGAAAGAAACAGAAUACUCGGAUCAGCAACGAAGGUGAUCAAGGAGUUGAAGUGAUGAUAGGGAAAAGAUCAAAUGGAAACAAGAAAAGUGCCAGUAAAGGCGCAGCAAAUAAUGCGAAUAGCGGUAAUAACAAGGAAGGAAGGUGGGCAGAAGAUUUGCUUAAUCCUUGUGCAGCUGCUGUCUCUACUGGAAACUUGUCGCGUGUGCAACAUCUUCUCUAUGUCUUACAUGAGCUAGCUUCGUCAACCGGAGAUGCUAACCACCGGCUAGCUUUUUAUGGCCUUCAAGCCUUGACUCACCACCUAUCAUCUUCAAGAACUUCUGCUUCUAUAGGCUCCGUGUCUUUCACUUCAAUUGAUCCAAAGUUCUUUCAACGAUCUUUACUCAAAUUCUAUGAGGUUAGUCCUUGGUUUGCCUUUCCUAAUAACAUAGCAAACUCUUCAAUCCUUCAAGUUCUUGCUCAAGAACUUGAUCACAAGCGUAAUCUUCAUAUUCUUGAUAUUGGAGUUUCUCAUGGUGUGCAAUGGCCUACGCUUCUUGAGGCCUUGACUCGCCGAUCAGGAGGACCUCCUCCUCUUGUACGCAUCACAGUCAUCACUGCCACUGUUGAAAGUGAUCAAAACACUGAGACCCCAUUUUCAAUAGGUCCUCCUGGUGACAACUUUUCUUCAAGAUUACUUAAUUUUGCCAAGUCCUUGAACAUCAAUUUGCAAAUCAAUAGACUGGAUAACCAUCCAUUACAAAGUCUAAAUGCACAAGUCAUUAACACCAAUCCUGAAGAUACCUUAGUGGUUUGUGCUCAAUUUAGACUCCAUCAUCUAAAUCAUAACAACCCAGAUGAAAGAACUGAGUUCUUGAAAGUUCUGAGAAGUUUGGAACCAAAAGGAGUGAUUCUAAGCGAAAACAACACAGAUCGCUGCCAAAUUUGUGGUGAUUUUGCGACAGGAUUCUCAAGGAGAGUGGAUUACUUAUGGAAGUUUUUGGACUCUACAAGCUCAGCUUUCAAAGGCCGAGAGAGCGAAGAAAGAAGAGUGAUGGAAGGAGAGGCAGCCAAAGCAUUAAUUAAUUGCGGAGAGAUGAAUGAUGGGAAAGAGAAAUGGUGUGAAAGAAUGAGAGAUUCAGGGUUUGUCGGUGAGGUGUUUGGAGAAGAUACCAUCGAUGGGGCUAGAGCAUUGUUAAGGAAGUAUGAUAGUAACUGGGAGAUGAGAACAGAAGAGAAAGAUGGGUGUGUAGGCCUAUGGUGGAAAGGGCAGCCUGUUUCUUUCUGUUCAUUAUGGAGGUUGGAUAUGAAAGGAAAUGACAGUUAAAACAGUUGUAAUUCCCCGUUGUGGCUUUUCUUAUAUAAAUUCCAGUCAGUAAAAGAGUUGUAUGCUUCGAGCCUGUUUCUUGCA